This is a messenger RNA of Scatophagus argus, 1227 nucleotides long. RefSeq lists its product as uncharacterized. Lineage: Eukaryota; Metazoa; Chordata; Actinopteri; Scatophagidae. The coding region runs from base 15 to 1046 and encodes 343 amino acids. The record is from RefSeq and is a predicted model, not a curated record. The transcript has 2 exons.
CCCUCCCAUUUCUCAUGUCUCACAUUCAAAUCAAAUUCAAAGACUUCACCUCUUCACACUUAUUGUCUUUUUUCAUCAUCUUUGUCUCAUCAACUAGCUGGAUAAUCAACAAAGUGAUUACCAUGAGGUCCAAGGCUGUCCUAGUACUGACUUUACUCUUGGUAAUUCUCCAGUUUCCUGCAUCUUCUUCUGAUAAUCGAACACAUCUUUCAAACACCACAACAAUAUCUACUCAAGCUCCAGAUAGUGAAGCAGACGCUGCAAAUGGCUGGAACAAGACGGAAGCUGAGGAAAAUAAUGGCACCAAGGAGAAUGACACAAGUCCUAAUUCACCAUCAUCAUUUUGGUCAUCAACCACACUGACACCACUUGUCAGGUUCCAAACAACUGAUCGGCUUGGCCAAUUUUCCUCUUCAGUGCCAACCGAAAGCACAACCCCUCCCCUCCCUCCCCCAUCCAAAUCCACAAAUACAAAGUUAAUUAUCUUUUUAAUUCUGUUGGCCAUUGUGGUGUUGAUGCUAUUUUUGGGAUGCAUCCAUGACAUGAAGAACCGGGAGUCAGGUCAAGGCAGCUCUGUCCAGAGGCUCCUACAGGGUGUGAGGAACAGGCUGGGGGCUGCAGUCGGUAACCUGGAAGAUAGGUUGGGCAUUUCCCUCCGGCCAGGGGGGAAAAGAGGAGAGGAGGAUGAUGAAGAAGAUGAAGGACAGGAAGAGGAAGAAGAACAGAGAAUUGGAGGCAGCUGUGGAUCAAGGAAUGAAGAAAAUGGACACCACAGGGAGGAAUACAGUGAUUGUUCACAUGACUCCUCCAGCACGGAGAGUGAUAACCUGGAGGAAAGGGCGUUGAAUAGGCAGAUGGAAGAGGAGGGGAGGCAGAGUGGGAACAAGGACGGGGAUGAAACAAGUAGUGCGAGCGAGGGAGGCCAAAGUGCAGAGGAAGGAGAGAGCAGUGGGGAUGAAAAAAGAGACCCAGAGGAAAUAGAGCUGGUCAAAUCUGUGCAUGAGUAUGAUGAAAAGUCUGAUUUAUGUGAUGUCACUGUCUUCUAGUGAUAGAAACCAAGAAGGAAGAAAAUAUGCCAGAAUCAUAAAUUGAUUGAGGAUCAGAUUUAGAAUGAGAAUGAUCAUGUUGUGAUCAUUUCAAAUACAUGAUUUCACUGAAUGUUAAACUGAAUGUUAAAGGUGUUGAAUAUUUCGUCGUCUUCUUCAUGUAUUGGAAAAGAAGGAAGAA